GAGGAUUAUAUAUUUUUCAAAGAAUCGUGUAGUUAUAUUGCUCGAACUUACAAAAUGGAAGAGGAGGCAGCAGAGAAUAAACACGAAGAAAGGCUUAUUACAGAAAAUAAUAUAUUGGUGGAAAACACUGAAACGUUUGAGGGUCUUACUCAAGCAGAGAGUGUUCAACAUGGAAAGGAAGAAACUGAAACUUUUCCUCCUAAUACGUCAGAAACCGUUGAAGAUGAUGUGAUGUUUUCAGUGGGCCCACAAGAGGGUGUCAUGACAAAAGACAUAAUACCAUCGGAUGCAAGUGUACCAGACACAAGUGAGUCAGCACCACAUGUGGUAACAGAGGAGGAAGCUGGGUUAGGAUCCUUAAUAUAUGAGGCCAUAAGUGAGACUGAGGGUCCUGAAAGGUAUAUUGCCGGAGAAGAGGGCACCAUGACAGCAGAGGAAGAGGAAGAACAGAACAAACCACCAGUUCUGGACCCAUGCGUGCCAGAUGGAGAAAGGUCCAGUCCUCCUGAAGAACCUUUAGUGCUUGAAAAAGAGAUAGAGGUUAACCGUAUUGAAUAUAAGGAUUUUAUACAUGAACUACGGGAAGAGAGUGACAAGCUCACAAAGCAAAAUGUCCAGCUGCAAACCAAAAUAUCAGAAUACCUUAGUAGGAACGCAGGUAAUGAUAAACAACCAAAACUGUCAAAAGACAUCCCGGACCAGGAGCAGUAUCAGAAGUACAUAGAUCUCAUGGAGGACCUGAAAUUUCAGCACCAGCGUAGCUUAGAUCUCCACCAACAGUGUAUUGAGGAGGAGCUGUGCCAGCAAAGCCAAGAGAAACUCAACCAGGUUGAACAUGAGCUGCGAUCUUUUGCUUUACUGAAAAACGAAGCUGCCGUGAAAGCCCUGACUGGUAAAGUGGGCCGGCAGGCAACACUAGAAAAGGUGGAGCAGCUACUGGCAGAUGAACAGAAAAAGGAAAAUGAAGUGGCAUGUGUGCGUUUGAAUAACAUCAAGUUGAAGAAUAAAGUAUGUAAAUUAGAGGCUGCACUUCAUUCUCAGCAGCAGUUGGCUGAUGGCUUGCUCCUGAUGGACUUUGAGCAGCUCAAGACAGAGAAUCAGACAUUUAAGGAGAAAUUUAAGGAGCGUGGUGAGGAGCUGCUCAGGUUAAAAAAUAAGAUUGCCUGCUCUGUACAGGGCAUUACCCACAUGAAAGAGAAGAUGCAUUUUGUGCAGAUGGAGAAUAUUGCCAAACGUACUGAACUGGCAGAAGCGGAUGCAGCGUUGGCACUUAAACGUGACGUGCUGACACGUACCCGACAGGCUCGUGACAACCUGCGUACAGACAACCUUAAGCUGCAACAGAGAUGUGGUCUGCUGGGUAACACCACACUGCUCCGGGACUUUGAAGAAAGGGUGGACACCUCAGAGUGCCUGCAGCAGAGACUUGAGACGCUAAAGAGACGCCACGCUGAACUCGUGCUGAAGUGUGCUGGUGUAAAACUAAAGAUAGAGCAAAGUAAACCAGAAUACAAAUGACAA
Messenger RNA from Triplophysa rosa, 1521 nucleotides. It is a transcript of the gene cfap184, whose product is annotated as coiled-coil domain containing 96. Gene Ontology annotation, cellular component: axoneme; ciliary basal body. The transcript is spliced from 2 exons. Lineage: Eukaryota; Metazoa; Chordata; Actinopteri; Cypriniformes; Nemacheilidae. Gene Ontology annotation, biological process: cilium assembly. Bases 55 to 1518 code for a protein of 487 amino acids. The record is from RefSeq and is a predicted model, not a curated record.